AUGCUUUCUUCAUUCGCCUCCAAAUUCCACUAUCUCCGCUCGCGUCAAUCUAUCAUUUCCCUUCACCUUCAAGUUCUUCUCUUUCACAAUACCACCACUGACAGAAGCCCUCGAUUGCUUCCCAAGCCCGCCUCAAUUCCCAAUCCAAACCAUCCGAAACCCGAUCUCGUGGCCAUUCGGUCAUUGACCCGCUCCGAUUACCCGGAUUUCCAACCCGCUGCAGUUGUCGAAACACUCAAUUGCUACGCCAAUGACUGGAAGCUGGCAUUGGAGUUCUUCAACUGGGCCGAGACCCAGUGCGGGUUUCGGCACACCACUCAGACGCUCAACCGUAUGAUCGACAUUCUCGGUAAGUUCUUCGAAUUCGAUGCCGCCUGGAAUCUAAUUGAAAAGGCGAGAAGUAAUCCGCAUUCUUCGCCUGAUCACACGACUUUCCGCGUGUUGUUCAAGCGCUAUGCAUCUGCCCAUCUUGUUAAAGAAGCCAUUGAUGCUUUCUGCAAACUGGAUGAGUACAGUUUGAGGGACGAAACAUCUUUCUCAAACCUGAUCGAUGCUCUGUGCGAAUACAGGCACGUGAUUGAAGCUGAAGAUUUGUGCUUUAAGAAAAAUUGGGCUGACGAACAUGGCGUUGAUAUCUCGAAUUUUAAUGUAGAAAGUACGAAAAUAUACAAUAUGAUUUUGCGUGGCUGGUUUAAAAUGGAGUGGUGGAGAAAAUGCAGGGAGUUUUGGGACGAGAUGGAUAAGAAGGGCGUGAAGAAGGACUUGUAUUCAUACUCGAUAUACAUGGACAUUCAGUGCAAGUGCAGGAAACCUUGGAAGGCCGUGAAAUUGUACAAGGAGAUGAAGAAGAAGGGUAUCCGAUUAGACGUGGUGGCGUACAACACGGUCAUACGGGCACUCGGGCUUUACGAGGGGGUUGAUGUGUCAAUGAGGCUUUACAAAGAGAUGAUUGAAUUAGGCUGCCAGCCAAAUGUUGUAACAUUCAACACAAUUAUUAAGCUCUUGUGUGAUAGCGGUAGGUACAGAGAGGCACAUAAGGUGUUUGAUCUAAUGAUCAAAAAGGGUUGUGAGCCGAAUAUAGUCACCUACCAUUGCUUUUUCACUAGCCUUGAAAAGCCCCGAGAGAUUUUGAAACUGUUUGAUGGGAUGUUGGAGAGAGGGGUCCGCCCGAGGAUGGACACGUAUGUGAUGCUCAUGAGGAAGUUCGGGAGGUGGGGUUUCCUCAGGCCCGUUUUACUCAUGUGGAAGAAAAUGGAAGAGCAUGGGCUGGGCCCAGAUGAGUUUGCGUAUAAUGCUUUGAUUGAUGCUUUGGUGCAGAAAGGUUUGGUGGAUACGGCACGUAAAUAUGAGGAUGAAAUGUUGGCGAAGGGGCUUUCGGCUAAGCCGAGAGCUGAGUUACGGGCUAAUGUGGAUGGUGAGAGAGGUGAAAAUGGAUGA
Striga hermonthica is the source of this 1437-nucleotide messenger RNA. NCBI's taxonomy places the organism in Eukaryota, Viridiplantae, Streptophyta, Magnoliopsida, Lamiales, Orobanchaceae. The record is from the annotation of a GenBank genome assembly.